This is a messenger RNA of Dibothriocephalus latus, 459 nucleotides long. The record is from the annotation of a GenBank genome assembly. NCBI's taxonomy places the organism in Eukaryota, Metazoa, Platyhelminthes, Cestoda, Diphyllobothriidea, Diphyllobothriidae.
AUGAUUCUAUUAAAACACUAUUCAGUUGAUGGAACUCACUGCGUUAGUGUGCCAUCGCGAUUCUUCCGUGUCGAUCCCACCGAUGGGCCCCAUCAGAAACUAGAUCUGAAUCUUUGCUUUGAGUUGUUUACCACCGAGGAAACUCUAAGUGCCCAAAGUCCCUGGUAUUGCAAAGAGUGCACAGAGCCCAGACAGGCAUCCAAGAAAUUGGACUUUUGGUGUUUACCUGAGGUCCUCAUCAUUCACCUAAAGCGAUUCCGUACAGUGUUCCCUAUGGAGAAGAUCAACGAAUUCGUGGAUUUCCCAGUAGAAGGCCUUAAAAUACGUAACUCAAGGCAAGAGGAACACACCUAUGACCUCGUUGCCGUCAGCAAUCAUAUGGGUGGACUCUUGGGUGGACACUACACUGCGAAGUCCUGUGGUAUGUCCGUUUCAUUUCGAGCCCUGUUGUUCCCUUGA